Molecule: messenger RNA, 588 nt
Organism: Entamoeba invadens IP1
Lineage: Eukaryota; Evosea; Mastigamoebida; Endamoebidae
Exons: 1
Coding region: 1-588 (195 amino acids)
Molecular function (GO): GTP binding; GTPase activity
Source: RefSeq, a predicted model, not a curated record
AUGUCUUAUAAACUAAAGAAAGAAGACACUUUAAAUAUUAAAAUAUCUGUAGUUGGUUUACCAAAAGUUGGUAAAACUUCAUUGAUACAAAAGUAUUGUAAAUAUUAUGGUGAAGACAAAGAUAUAUAUAAAAAAAUUAUGGUUUUUAAAAAUAGAAAGCUGCAACUGUCAAUAUUUGACAUUGAACUUAAGUGCGAAUCUUAUUCUUUAUACCGCAACUCUGCUGUGUUUAUUUAUGUGUAUGAUGUGACAAAUAACAAUGAUUUUGAAAAAAAUCUUCGCAAUGGAUACGAAGAAUUAAGAAGGUAUGGACCAUUUAAAGGUAAAGUUCCCAGAAUCAUAUGUGGAACUAAAGCUGAUUUACCUUGCGUUGUUGAUGAAAAUAUUAUAGAUAAAUUUAUUUGUGAGAAAAAAGAACACUCAAAUGUUUAUUUAGAACACUUAAAAGUUAGUAUAAAUGAUAAUGUUGCUAUCGAUAACCUGUUCGAGGGUGUUUUACCAUACGCAAUUGAGACACAAAUAGAAGUGCUAAAAGAUCAAAAUAAAUAUGUUCCACCACCUAUAAAAAAGGAAUGCGUCUUGGUUUGA